UAUUUUAUAUUAUCACAUUUACGGAUUACUGGCAAUUCUCUAUAACAAUUGCGAAUUAUUUCAUAAUCAUUAAGACAUAUAAAAGUAAUCCUGAUACACCCUAACCUUUACUAAUACAUCUUGAUGCAACAGAAGCAUGCACUGUAAAAAAAUCAUAUAAUUCAUUCAAAUAUUUCCACACAUGAUGAAGCGCAAAUAUCAACAAAAUGAUUCCAAAACACUUCUACAAAAUCCCCAAAAUUUAUGUCAAACCCUAAUGUUUUAUCACAUAAACAUAGUAACACAGUGAUUUCUAUUAGUUUCCUUUUGAAUUCAAUUCCAUUGAAAUUUCUGAGAUUUACCUUGCACUUUGCACCAGUAUUUUGUAACAGUGCGUUCGACUAGAGCAUUAAAUGUAAACAAAAGUAUAGGUCAAAAUGUAGAAUGUGUGGUGUGAAACAAAGUCCAGUAGUUUAAACUCUAUUGGCGAUUUGCUGCAAAGCUCAACUUGAUCAUGCGACACCUACGAUUCAGCUCAUGAACUAACAAAGUGAUACAGUUUGUUUUCAUACACUCGUAAUUGAAUCGUAGCUUCCAACAAAAUUUCAAUUUUAUGCUCGAAAAAGCAUUACCAGUACCAAAAUAUGCAUGAAAUGGCUGGAAACCGAGACCCAAUCAAGACCAAUAUUAAACUCCUUGAUAUUUUGGACUACGUAGGAGAUUCUGUUAGACCUAUCAGAGAAAGAUCUGCUGUGUAUGAUGCAAAGCAUGUAGUUUGUAUAGGUUAUACCAGAAAAAUUGAUAACAAAGUUUGCAUCAAAGGCUACGUAACACAAUCUUCUCACCCUGGUAACAUGCCGCAUGAAGUCAGCUUAAGGAUAACAAAUAAUGUUUCUGAAUGGGCCCUUUGCUGCUCAUGUAAAGCAGGAACCGCUCGGUGCAAACAUAUAGUGGCUUGUCUACUUCAUCUAAACCGAUCUGAAGAAAUAGAAUAUCUGUCUUGCACUGACACGCAGCAAGCAUGGGGGAUUCUAAAAACAGAGAAAAUUGGUUCAUGGGGCGCGAAAAAAGUUACUGAGCUUUGCUGUUCCAAAACACCUACUCGUAUUCUUCCCACUGAUCCAGAGCUUAGAGAUGCGAUCGUGAAGGAGUCUUUCACGAGGAUAUUGAACGAAAAUAUAUGCACUAUGACAGAAAAGAAGGAAAUCAGCAACACUUUGCUUCCAGCGCUAUCUAUGAGCGGUUUUAACGUAGAAUCGCCAAUAACGACUUGUAAAUUGCUAAAAUGGGAGAAUCAAGUGCAAAAGAACUUACGCUAUGGAGAAGUGUGUCAGUUUGCAGUUCAAAAAUUUGGAUUUCUACUUGGUGUGUAUAAUGAUCCGUCCGUCCGGGAGGUGGUCCAGUAGAGGCAGUCAGGAACUCCAGAUACUUGAAAAUCACCCGCAGUUUACUGGAUUGUUCCGAUAAUGCUUUGGGAUAAAAUAGACUGACAUGUCAGGCUGAUUUGUUGUAAUGUGCGACGUGUUCUGCAUUGAAGGAGCUCAAGCUUGACAAACGGUUCUGAAUCACUGGUGGAAUGAUGAUAGCAAAGUCGUUGGAUU
Topomyia yanbarensis is the source of this 1580-nucleotide messenger RNA. RefSeq lists its product as uncharacterized. Lineage: Eukaryota; Metazoa; Arthropoda; Insecta; Diptera; Culicidae. Gene Ontology annotation, molecular function: zinc ion binding. The transcript has 6 exons. The record is from RefSeq and is a predicted model, not a curated record. The coding region runs from base 624 to 1385 and encodes 253 amino acids.